ACAUCCUCAACAUCAUCUGUUGCCACAGGCCGAAAACAGACACCCACAGACACCAUGGCCUUUCUCAACCCCGUCCAUGGACUCGUUGUCCCCUUCCUCUGCCUCUUCACCAUUCCCAUGGCCAUCUUCGCUAGUAUCACCUCCGCCCUCGCCUUCUCUCUGCUCAUGUUCCGCGUCGCCAUCGUCUACGUCGACAUAGCCAUGGCAUUCGUCCCCCAGUUCAUCAAAGGCCGUCACUACCAUAGCAUCACUGACGGCGAACUUCUUACUCCACGCCGUCUAUCCUCUAGUAGCACAGGCAGCGUCGGAAACAGAGCCGGGGACAGUGAGGACAAAUCGCCCUUAGCCGUCGUCUCCCCCUCCCCUUACUACCACAACGGUUACGACUCCCACCAACGGAGUCCCCUCCGCCGUAAGAGCAGCUACGGCUUUGGCACCGUUCGUCGCUCUCGCCGCUCUAGUCAAGCAUCCAUCUCUCCUACCAUCGCCUCCAUCCGGGAAGACGCCGAGAUGGUCCCCCCUCUGCCCGAGACCGGCGGGCUGGCUCCCUCGGUCGGUAUCCAGCGAGACUUUGAAGGAGUAGGUGGGUGGAGACUGAACGACAGCAACGACGACGACGACGCCUGGCAGAACAUUAACUCACGCCUGGAACUGCCGAUGGAAAGGUGCUCCAGCUUUGUGGGUCGGUACCACCACAGUCUGAGCCAUCGAUCGCAUAGUGCUGGGCCGUCGCAAUCGUUGGAGGCGGGUUGGAUGGGGGGAAGUACUAAUGGUAGAAAGGGGACUUUGAGAAAUGGAAAUGGCACAGCUGGAUCGGGACAUUGUGCCGAGACGCAAACGAAUUGGCAUGGUACGGGUGCCAGGGCGAAUAAGAGCGCUUUUGGGAGCAUUUCGAAGAUGGCGCUGCCGCCGGGGGAUAGGAGGAACAAUCACCGUAAUGGAAACGGGGUGUCGCCGAUGGGUAUGGGGAUGUGGGAGAAGGAGCAAGAGUACUUUGAUGGGUUCACUUCUCAGAAAGGGAAGUGGAGGCCUAUGGCCUGAAUAAUCAUCAUGUCCUGUUUGUUUAAUUUUGCUGAUCUGGACAAUGACGGUAUACGUAAUCAGGGUCGCCUUUUUUUUUUCUUUUCAACAGAUACUGUACAGACACUGUUAUGACAAGUUACAAGGAUAGAACAAGGCUGUGUAUUAGCGAAAAGCGACAAUAAAGCAGAACAUACUUCAAUAU
This is a messenger RNA of Neurospora tetrasperma FGSC 2508, 1225 nucleotides long. RefSeq lists its product as uncharacterized. NCBI's taxonomy places the organism in Eukaryota, Fungi, Ascomycota, Sordariomycetes, Sordariales, Sordariaceae. The transcript has a single exon. The coding region runs from base 55 to 1041 and encodes 328 amino acids. The record is from RefSeq and is a predicted model, not a curated record.